CCUCUUUGGCUCAUAGCAUCAGAUCUUCUACUUAAACACCAAAUCUGCAAUUCUUCACAAUCACUCAACCUUUAUCAUAACCAUGGCAAAUGCUAAGUUGGUUUGCGUUUUUAUGUUUUGCAUGGUCAUCGCCCCAAUGGUUACCGAAGCCCAAACGUGCAAUCAGAUAAUCAAUUCUUUUGGUAGUUGCUUUAGCUACAUAACGAGACAAGGAUUCCCCUACCCCUCAUUCGACUGUUGCUUAGCAAUGAGAUCCAUCAGCAACUGUAAUCACAAAGCUGCAUGCAACUGCUUAAAAGGCUUUAUCGUUUCAUUUCGUGGAAUCGACUUCAACCUGGCUGAGUCGCUCCCUCGAUUAUGCGGAGUUAACCUCCCUUACAAAAUCAGCCCCUCCGCCAGUUGCGACAUCCUCAGUGAAGAGAAAAUGUUUAACAGUUUAUUGGCGCUGCGAGAAGAGUAAAAGGGAGUUCUUCAUCUUUUAAUGAAUGCUGAAAAGAUCUCCUAUGUUGCGCCACGUUAUUCGUUCAAUAAACCAAUAACGACUCUUCUUCCUCUUGUUGCUGCUGCUUUUGAUGUCGAUUUCGCUUUUUGUUACUUGAUUGUCGUUUUUAAUGUUUUUUUUGUUGCUUUGGUGAUUGUCGUUUCUGCUUUUUAUUGUUGGAUUCAUAUCAUCCUGCUACAAAGGGAAUAGAAACAAUUUGUGUUUAGUUGCUUUUA
Molecule: messenger RNA, 717 nt
Organism: Mercurialis annua (annual mercury)
Lineage: Eukaryota; Viridiplantae; Streptophyta; Magnoliopsida; Malpighiales; Euphorbiaceae
Product: non-specific lipid-transfer protein 1-like
Exons: 2
Coding region: 83-460 (125 amino acids)
Biological process (GO): lipid transport
Cellular component (GO): membrane
Molecular function (GO): lipid binding
Source: RefSeq, a predicted model, not a curated record